Seriola dumerili (greater amberjack) is the source of this 3977-nucleotide messenger RNA. It is a transcript of the gene nr2f5, whose product is annotated as nuclear receptor subfamily 2 group F member 5. Gene Ontology annotation, biological process: anatomical structure development; regulation of transcription by RNA polymerase II; cell differentiation. NCBI's taxonomy places the organism in Eukaryota, Metazoa, Chordata, Actinopteri, Carangiformes, Carangidae. The record is from RefSeq and is a predicted model, not a curated record. The transcript is spliced from 4 exons. Gene Ontology annotation, molecular function: nuclear receptor activity; RNA polymerase II cis-regulatory region sequence-specific DNA binding; zinc ion binding. The coding region runs from base 867 to 2081 and encodes 404 amino acids.
UCUCGGAGACGGGACAGCCAGUCGAAGGGUGAAGUCGGUAACACUCGAGCGGCAAAGAUUUGUCCUGCGCUGAGACUGUUUUCUGUUUCAGCUUUUUCCUUCACGGACGAUCACCCAGAAGCAGCACUGAGGAUAUUUCGGCGGUGUGUUGGGUAAAUAAAGAUCAGAGCGCACACACUGACGUCGCGAUCCAGAAGCUCGCCGCGGCGCGCAAGAACAAGAGGAGCCAGGAUUGAACCACUCUCCACGGGACGUGCGGUUUUUCUUCCGUUUCCAAGAGCAAACUGGGACUAAAGAAAACCUCCACGUGAAAUGCGGUCAGUAUUAAAUCCAGCUUGUCAUUCAAGAGACAGAAUUAAUCUUGAGUGAAUCCACAUGCAGUGUUGAGAGCGACCGAGUGAGAGGCGAAAUAUUGUUGUCUGUCAUAUCCUCUGUUGUUUUUCCCUUUUUCAAAUCCCAGAGGCGAGCAGUGACUCAGAUAAGGGUUUAUUUUUACCGCCUACACACUGACUUAUUGGACUGACUUUUCCGAGAGGUUACACUCUGAAGAACAACGUGUUUAUGGAUUGCUGCGCAGCGAGGAGCACCGGGAGUUGUAGGCUACGCUCUUGUGCAUCGAUCAUGUUGAUACCUCGCUGUUGCUGUAAACUUUGAUAGAUGUUUACAGAGAGAACUUAGUAAUAUAGACAAGCGCUUAGAAUAAAUAAACUCAGAUAAACUCAGAUUGACCCCGGAGAAGGUGGGAAGCGCUUUUUCUCUCCCUUUCUCGUUUUCUUUUUUCCUCCCAAGACGUCAGAACGGAUCUCUAUCAACGUAGUCUGACUCCUUCUGUGAUUUAAACAAAGACCAAAGUGUUUGGGGAUAGCAUGGCAAUGGUAGUAAACCAGUGGCCAGAGAACAUUUCUGCAGAUCCGGGGUCUCAGCUCCAGAUUUGCGGCCAAGAGCCCGGCGGGGCACCGGGGACACCCAACGGUUCCACCCCGGGGAACGACGCACUUUCCGGGGACAAGAUCCCCAACGUGGACUGCAUGGUGUGCGGGGACAAGUCCAGUGGGAAGCAUUACGGUCAGUUCACCUGCGAGGGAUGCAAAAGCUUCUUUAAGCGCUCGGUGAGGCGGAACCUCACUUACACCUGCCGGGGGAACCGAGACUGUCCCAUCGACCAGCACCACCGGAACCAGUGUCAGUACUGCCGGCUGAAGAAGUGCCUCAAAGUCGGCAUGAGGAGAGAAGCUGUACAAAGAGGGCGCACAUCAAACUCCCAGAGCAGCCCGGGACAGUACCUGACCAAUGGCACCGACCCAUACAACGGCCAACCCUACCUAUCCGGCUUCAUCUCUCUGCUGCUGCGUGCAGAGCCCUACCCAACAUCUCGCUACGGGGCCCAGUGCAUGCAGGGAAAUAAUCUGAUGGGCAUCGAGAACAUCUGUGAACUGGCGGCCAGGCUGCUGUUCAGUGCUGUAGAAUGGGCCAAGAACAUCCCCUUCUUCCCUGACCUGCAGCUCAUGGAUCAGGUGGCACUGCUGCGCAUGUCAUGGAGCGAGCUCUUCGUCCUCAAUGCAGCCCAGUGCUCCAUGCCGCUUCACGUGGCCCCUCUGCUUGCAGCGGCCGGCCUGCACGCCUCGCCUAUGUCAGCAGAGCGUGUGGUGGCCUUCAUGGACCACAUCCGCGUCUUCCAAGAGCAGGUGGAGAAGCUGAAGGCCCUGCAGGUCGACACGGCUGAAUAUUCCUGCCUCAAGUCCAUCGUGCUCUUCACAUCCGAUGCGAUGGGCCUGUCAGACGUCGCCCAUGUGGAGAGCAUCCAGGAGAAGUCUCAGUGCGCCCUGGAGGAGUACGUGAGGAACCAGUACCCCAGCCAGCCAAACCGAUUUGGACGCCUCCUCCUCCGCCUGCCGUCCCUGCGCAUCGUCUCCUCUCCGGUCAUCGAGCAGCUGUUUUUCGUGCGCCUGGUAGGCAAGACACCCAUCGAGACACUGCUCCGUGACAUGCUGCUCUCGGGCUCCAGCUACAACUGGCCCUACAUGCCCACCGUGCAGCGCGAGCGGCCCAUCUCCCUCCACUACAAUGAGAACGGGCCAUGAGGAGAAACAUCUAUCUGAAUACACUUAUCCAUCCAUCUUUACUUCUCUUCAUUCUCUGCAUUCAACUUCUCAGCUUUCCCAGAGGAAGCAUCUUCCUUGCCAUUCCGCACAAAAAUCCGCACUGACGGUACAAUCUGUUACUGUCCCGGUUACACAAGCCAGCCAAUCAUUCACCGCGGCCAUUGCAGAAACUUGGUGGCCCCGCUGCAGUCCCUGACUUGAUGGUGUAGUCUACAUUUGAGAUGUGGCAUGAGAUGGACAGGUUGGUAGAACGGGUUAUUGCACAGUUCACCAGCAGGUCUGUUGGACUCACUUCAGAUGUCAGUCUCAAACCCCGAGCAAACAGGGGCAGCAAAAGACAAAACAUUUGCUCUAUCGUUGGUGCUGUUCCUACACUUAAAGAGGCUGUAUACAAGCAUCCCAGUAUGGCGAAUACUGAAUAAGGGCUUUGCCAAUGGGACUCUACAACCAAGAGCACAAGGCCUGAUGUAUAUUUACCAAUUUUUGAAAACAAAACCAGAAGCCAUUAAAAAAAAAGACAAAUGCCAAAAUGUCUUGGACUUUUGCAGAGGACGUUUUAUUGUGUGUGUUUGUAUUAGCACUGUUUAUAUGGAGAGAAAACUCAUGAUUGUGUCCAUAUGUACAGUAUAUCGUUGAUUCAUAGGCAUCUAUAGCAUAUUAGGGUUCAAUGGGAAAAGCUCAGGUUCAAAGGGUGGGUAGACAGACAGACAGACAGACAGAUAGUCAUGCCAAUAUCAGUACAAGUACAAAAAAGAUGAACCCAGCUAAAUUUACACUUAUCAGCAGCCUGUGCCAAAGCUGAGAAACGCAUAUAGUUAAGAUUAUUUUUGCGGUAGUGUUGGUGAUGAAAUUUUAAUGUUUGGUUUGUCUAUAAUUUGACUAUAUACUUUUUUUGGGUCUCAGGGGGAGAGAAGGAAUUUGUAAAAGAUAAAUACAAAUAAAAGCUUAGGCACUUGCUUUAUAGUCAGAACCUACACUUAUUCACUCCUGUAAAAUCACAGCACUGGUAGAUUCUUGCUGCCCGUCCAUCAUUUGACCGAUCUAGCUUUUUACUUAUUCAAAAAGCCCAAAAUUCUAAUUCUAACUCCUUACAUGAUGUUAUCACAGGAGCGACACAACUCAUCGUUGUUUUUCAGUCAUGAUUGUUAAUAUUGGACCUUUUGGACUGGGGUGGGGGGCAUUUUACAAAACUAGCUGUACUUGCCUUAGAACAAAGAUUUUGUCACUGAACAUUUAUCUUAUGACUGUGCCAUAAUCUCUCGUUACCUGUUAUAACAGGUAUUAUGUCCUGUCAGGAGAGGAAAUGAACUCAUAUGAUGAAAAAAUGAAAAAAUGUGCACAUAAAGUCACAGAAAAGCGAUGCAAAACAUUUUUUUAAUGCAUCAACUUAUAAUAUCAAGAAAAAAAACUUGUGAGAACAGAUAGUUCUGCUUUAACAUCAUUAGCACUUUCAUUUUUUAGACCUCAUGCAAGUUCUUUUCCACUUCCUGAUGAUGUUGUCAUAUAGGGAAAACCCCCUCGACUCAUGUCAUUUGAGCUUAUCGUACCGAUACUGUAGAGAAAUGUAUCACUAACCUCUGAAAACCUCAGUCUAUGUUACAAUAUUAUCCCAGUUGGACUUAUGACUGUGACCUAGCUUAGGACUAUUUGAAGUUGUUUUUUUUUUUUCUUCCCGUUGGUGCAAGCGAGUUUGUUUUGACAACCUGUCUCACAUUUCCAACAUGGCACUGUGCUAUCAAUGUCAAGUCAUCUGGGACCUUAGGAAGCUGUCUGUUGAUAAAUGAAUUCACAGAAUAUGAGUUUGUUUUUAGCCCCUCUACUUUUGUUUGAAAAUAUGGAUUAUCCAUUAACUGAAAUAAAAUUCUGUUGUUCACA